AUGGUCUACAUCCAUCCUAUCUUUCUCGCCAGCCCUUUCACUCUUUUCGGCACGAGGAAACCCGACAAUUUCUACGCCGACGUUCCUUCAACUAGCGCGACAGCCACCUCCUUCCUUGACAUACUCACUCCAGACGCACCCGCCAGCUUUAUGAAUCAUCUACUUCAUGACGCCCAUCUAGAAUCUUCUGCUCUUUCUGCUCUUCAGCUUCGCUCAGAAGUCGAGACCGUCAGCCUUCUCAGUCGAGCUCAUGUAUCCUUCUCUCACGUCCCGACCUCCGCGUCUCUUGCUGGACUUGGUAUCUCCUUCGAGAGCAUGUCCUCUCCUCAUCUGGCCUCACUCGAUUCUUCUACUCGCUCUCCCGAAGCUCUCGGUUCCUCGUUCCUUUCACUGGAUGGUUCGUCUCCGCUCUUUCCCUCGCCUAUGGGACAUCCCAUGCUCGGCGGUCAGCUCUGGACUCCUGAUGCCAGGCCUCCGCUAUCAAUUCUGUCCCAAGAACUAUUGGGCAACCCAAUCACGCAGAAGGCUGACAUGGAUCUUUCGACUUCAUAUACUUCUCCAGCGUCUUUCAUGUCCCUCGACUUUGCGAGCUCCGUGAUUGGUCUAUUCCCAGAUUUUACUGCGUACGAUACCGCCGCACUCGCCGCGGAAACCGCUAUCCUUGUGCUUCCGCCCCACUUGUCCUCGAUCACCCCACGGGAUCAGAUCCACAUCUAUAGUUCAGCACAUUCUCAACACAGCGAUAUUUCGCGUUCGAACGGGCCCGAGCAUUCCAUGCUCGACAUCAUCGAUGCCUUCCCGCGAGUUGACAGCCUCGAACCUUGA
This is a messenger RNA of Stereum hirsutum FP-91666 SS1, 825 nucleotides long. RefSeq lists its product as uncharacterized. The transcript has a single exon. The record is from RefSeq and is a predicted model, not a curated record. Lineage: Eukaryota; Fungi; Basidiomycota; Agaricomycetes; Russulales; Stereaceae. The coding region runs from base 1 to 825 and encodes 274 amino acids.